This is a messenger RNA of Oreochromis niloticus (Nile tilapia), 2716 nucleotides long. It is a transcript of the gene emx3, whose product is annotated as empty spiracles homeobox 3. Gene Ontology annotation, biological process: brain development; central nervous system development; neuron differentiation. NCBI's taxonomy places the organism in Eukaryota, Metazoa, Chordata, Actinopteri, Cichliformes, Cichlidae. Gene Ontology annotation, cellular component: nucleus. Gene Ontology annotation, molecular function: RNA polymerase II cis-regulatory region sequence-specific DNA binding; DNA-binding transcription factor activity, RNA polymerase II-specific. The record is from RefSeq and is a predicted model, not a curated record.
UUUAAUUCUUUUUAUGGAUUUCAGGAAACUAAACAUAUGACAACAAAUCACUGACAAAAAUACACACAAGCUAGUUUUUAUACAAUCUGAGAACAAAUCAGGGGCGUUUAUGCAGCAGCAUAUAGAUGCGCCAUGUUCACAGGAAGUUAUAAUAAACUCACAGUUGUUACUGUGACUUCACAUCAUACACAUUCAGGUAGAUCAGCAGGUGGUCGCCAUCCCGAAGCCCCUUAAUAGAAACAGUUUUAGACUCAUUUUUUAUUUUUUCUCUUCCUUCUCAUCACAAAAUAAAAACAGAGGCACGAAACAGCUAAAAGGAGCCACGGAUACUCUUCAGAGUUUAAAUAUGGUCUCAUUCCUUCAUUUAAUUAGUUUUGUGUCCUCGUUUAUGUCACUAUAUAAACAGAAAGAGACAAAAAUAAUUAGAAAGAUGCACAAAACGGCUCCACGGGCCUCUUUAGCCUCAUUUUCUGUCUUGUUUAAUUGUUUUUUUCUUUUUGUUUGCUUCAAAAAUUAAAAACAAUUACUAAGAUGCGCAAACUGUCUCUUAAUCCGCCCACACACACCGGGGUCAACUGUUCGUCACAUUUUCACGAUAAAUAAAUUUCUUUAAGCACAUUUCCCUCUCACUCAACGAACAUUAGAAGACAACCAGAUGAUGAUUUUUAAUUAGACAGCUCAUAUUAAUCAUCUCUGCUAUGACCUCAUCACUCUGAUCAUCAUCCUCCUCUUCAUCAUCCUCUUCAUCACUGUCAGUCAUUAUCAUCAUCACCUUUAACAUUCCUCCUCCUCCUCCUCACCGUCAUCCUCUCCAUCAACAAAAUGGCAGUCGGGGCGGCUGCUUGUGCGCAUGCUCGGCGCACACCUCUGGCAGAGAGGGCAGGUAUCAGUGCCGAGGCUCCUGACUGACAGACACUCCCGGCUCGACUCACACAUCAGCGCGCGGCGGCACGAGACAGGAGGACACGCGGCCGAGCAGCGCCCGGAGGAUCACCCAGAGUCUCUGAGCAUUUUCACCACGACAGCGGAGCUCGCCCCUGGCACAGGUGAGAGGAAACUUCGGCCCCUUCCCGGUGCGGAGUGUCCGGAUUUGCGCUUUUACGCACAGCGGAGAGCCACCAUGGGGGGAGUGGGAGUUUGAGCUCCCCGAGUCCGCGGACCUGGACUGACUGGACGGCGGGUCGUUGAAGAGUUGAGCGCUCGGUCUGCAGCGGUGCUCACGAUGUUCCAGCACGGCGGAAACAAGAAGUGCUUCACCAUCGAGUCUCUGGUCGGGAAGGACGGGAGCAGCCACGGCGGCGGCUCCGAGGAGCCCAUCCGGCCCACGGCGCUGCGCUUCCCGGACUCCCUGCACCCGGCCGCUGCCGCCGGAGUGUUCGGCUCCUGCUUCCAGGGGAGCAACGGGAGGACUUUGUUCCCGGACAUGGUGCUGCAGGAGCCCGGUACACACGCGCAGGGCCCCGGCGGGCUGCCGCUGCACCCGCUGCAGAUCCCCCCGCAGAGCUUCUUCAGCCCGCAGCACCGGGACGCGCUCAGCUUCUACCCGUGGGUGCUGCGGAGCCGGUACCUGGGACACCGCUUCCAAGGUGAGGACAGCAGUCCGGAGAACCUGCUGCUUCACGGUCCAUUCUCCAGGAAACCCAAACGGAUCCGGACGGCGUUCUCGCCCUCGCAGCUGCUCCGCCUCGAGCGAGCCUUCGAGAAAAAUCACUACGUGGUCGGAGCCGAGAGGAAGCAGCUGGCCAGCGGGCUGUGCCUGACCGAGACGCAGGUGAAGGUGUGGUUUCAGAACCGCAGGACGAAGCACAAGCGGCAGAAGUUGGAGGAAGAGUCUCCUGAAGCUCAGCAGAAGAGGAAGGGCAGCCAGCACGUGAGCCGCUGGAGAGCCGCGACACAGCAGGCCGGCGGCGAGGACGUGGACGUGAUCAGCGAGGACUAGAGCGCAGCGAUCGCACCGUCACGAAGCUGUCGAUACACAGAAACACACACACACAUACAGAAACACAGAAACUGCUCCAGGGUCAGGAUAGCUGGAACGCACCUGCAGGACUUUAGUGUGUUCAGGCACCUCAGAAGGUACACAGCUUUUAUUUUGAAAGGCACUCCAGUUCAGUUCUUUGCAUGAGGUGAAAUAUCAGCAUCAGGACAAUCAAAUCUGCUUUUCAGGUAGUUUACCAGGAUGUAAAUAAGUUCACCUUUAAUGUGAUUUGAAGUCACUUGAAUAAAAUGAGCCAGAUUUUUCAUCCAGGUAAAAUAAAGCGGGCGGAAGCGACAAAGCUUUCAGUCGGACGUUAAAACCAAACUGAAGCAGCUUCAGUUCACAUGAAACACAGUGCAUCCUUAUGUCCGAGAGCCUGGACAGUAGACGCACCACGAAGUCCUCCUCAGCCCUCAGUGUCUGAGGUGCAAUGUAAAUUAUUCUUAAUCUGACAGAAUGACUGGCGACGAUCCCCUCGAUCUUAUUUUGGAAGUUCACUAAAUGCUAACUCGCUUGUCCCGCCUCUUCCUGUAAAUCACUGUGUUUUAGAAAUUUUAGAGACCCAAAAAUAUUUAAUCCCUGUGCAGGCUUUUUUUUUUUUGUACCACAACAUUAGGACAGUUUUUAUCUGGAGACUCAUAGCACGCACACACACACACACACACACGCACACACACACACACACACACACACACACACACACACACACACACACAGAAACUGACAGCUUACCUUUCC